Molecule: messenger RNA, 4262 nt
Organism: Chilo suppressalis (striped riceborer)
Lineage: Eukaryota; Metazoa; Arthropoda; Insecta; Lepidoptera; Crambidae
Source: the annotation of a GenBank genome assembly
UGCAUAUUUUGCCUUCUUAAAUGUUUACCACAGCUACAAAAAAAAACUAGUAUUGACUCGCUUGCAAAAGCUCGUCGACAAAGUUGAAUCAUAAUGAUAAGGCUGUAUGAACUUAGUAUUUUUGCAGUCAAAUGGGAGAAAUUAACGAACAGAAAUGUCAAAAUUCCGUUGUGAAAUUUAAAAUUUUUGUUUUGUGAUUGUUUUUUUGUUAUUUCUUUUAGUCGAAUUUAUUUAAGCAAUCAAAAAGAAUGCAUUAUUAAAAUGGAUCAGUCCUAUUCCGAUAGUGAUAUUUCUCUUUCGCCUUCGAAAAUAUUAGAGCGUUUGCAAGUGCUGAGACAAUUGCAGCUCAUGCAACGAGGGAAACUUCAUAAACAACGUUUGGAGUACCAAGAAAAUACCGAAAACUCAUCUAGCAUUACAGAGAUCGUUAGUCAAUUUAGCAAUAGUACAACAUAUAACACAUUCCGCAGUCUUUUGGAAACUACUGAUGAUGCUACACCUCGAUCGAAGAUAGAAAGCGUGUCGCCCAAAGUAAGGGAAACAGAUUUGAUAGAAGGGGUGUCAAUUUUAAAUUUGUCUCAAGAGUCUGAAUUCAUUGUAAAAUCCCCAUCAUCAGCCAGAAGCCUAGCCUCGGUGACAUCUCAAAAUGAACCCCAAUCUACCACUAAUGUUUCUGAUGCUAAAUCUUUUACUAAAAAGCAAAUAUCUCUAGAUGAGAUGCCUGUGCUGACACCAAAAAAAGAUUUUGAAGCAUUAAUAUUAGAGAAGCUUAAGGGUGAAAUAAAUAAAAAAGUCAUAGAUGAUAAGAAACAAAAACUAUGUGCUGUUAAAGCAAAAAAGAAAUUUCUAAAAAAAGGGGAAGGUACAUCUCGUUUUGGUAUACAAAAGAAUGACUUGGUAAUACAAAACACGAAAUCGCUACCUUGGCGUAAAAAUGCAAUAAAAUCUUUUACUAAGCGUGAUAAUUUGCAGGAAAAUGUUACUGAGAAUCAUACUAAUAAUGAAGCAAUAAUAACAAAUGCUCAAAUUGUAUCACAACAGCCUAAAGCUAUAGAUAUCUGCAAAUCCAAAGAGGUUUCCAAAGAUAAUAUAAUAAUGCCAUCUGAAGAACAAAACUUCCAACAUCCAAUAAAAGAAUUAACACAACAUAUUCCAAAGGAUAAACAUCCACCACUUAGAAUUAAAGGCAAAACAUGGGCUUCGGUGUUGUCUAAGGAACAGAAUGAUUUCUUACAUCAACUGAAACAAAGUGAUUAUUAUAAAAAUUUUGCAUCACCAGCAAAAAGUACCAUGUCAGAUGCUAGCUGUGAUGAAAACCUACUAAGACUUAAAGUAGAAAGGGAAGCAGCAGAGCAAAAUAUGUUUGAACUGCUAGAAAGUAAAGUAUCUCAUGAAAGUUUUAACUUGGAGAACUCUUUCUUCAAUAGAUUUUUGAGACAUAGUCAACUUGAAUGUUCAGGAGAGAAUACACCUUUAGUUAUGCAACAAUGUCUUGCCAAAAAUCCAAACCUUAUAAAGAUAUUACCUAAGUUACAACAGGAAAUAAGAAAUUCAUAUUCCUUUACUAAUGUUGAAACUAAUGAUGAAUGUUCAGAGUGCUGUAGCGAAACAUGCUCAACUGUGUCUAGUUGUUGCUCAUGUAAGACUGUUGAAGAAAGUAAUACUACUUUGCAGGAUAUCAAUGUUGACAAAAAUAAUAAAUUACAUCAAAAAAUAGAAAGGCACAAUGAGAAACAAGGAUUUACCAAAAAAUCUGCAGUAAAUAAGGCUGUAAAGAUAUUAGAAACUGAAAAAAAUAAAAGUGACAAUGUCAAUAAUAGUGACAGUGAAAUAAAAGCAAACAUGGUUGAAAUGAAUGAAAAAUUAAUUGCAACAAGUGAGCUUCUAAAAGAAAGGCUUUGUGAAUUAGAAAAUGAAAUUGAAACAUUUAGGCAAGAAAAUGCAAACCUUGCAAAAGUGCGUGAUGAAUUUGAUGCAGAACGCCACAAAUUUUAUGAAGAAAAAGCAAUGUUUGAGCAAAAAUUUAAUGAGGAUAAAAUAUUAUCAGAAUAUUAUUUAGCUGAAGAAAAAGAAAAGUUAUCUAAGCAAAAACAGAUGUAUGAAAAAUAUGUAAGAGAGAUGAGGGGCCGUUUAAAUAAGAAAGAUAAAGAUGAGGUUAUUAGUUUGAAAAAAGAAAUAAGUGAUCUUAAAGAGGAAAUUAGAUUAAAAGACGCCAAAUCUACUUCAACUAUUGCACGUCUUAGAAAUCAAAUCAAGGUUUUAGAAAAAGAAAAGAAAGAUUUAUUAGAUGAAACAGAAAAAUUGAAGAAAGAAAAUAGGAGGAUUCAACAUAGCAAUGAUAUGACAAGAAGGAUGACUAACAUUAAAUAUUUAGAGGAAAUUAACAAGAAACUUUCUAAUAUAACAGCAAAAGAAACCCAAUCAGAAAUUAAUUUUGAUAAUAACGCUAAAUAUAAAACUUUAGAAAUAGAAAGACAAGGUAGGUGUAAAAAAGUUCAGGUACCAGGCAAUAGACCAUUGCGAAGUAGGGCUAAAAGUGUUCCUAAUCUCAAGGUUACCUCAAGAUAUGCAAAAUAUUUUAGCCAAAGAGAUGUUGUAAGUGAUCUGGAUAGAAAUAAAUUUAUGGAAAAUUCAGGACCAUAUACUUGUUCUUCUGAUAAUUAUCAAUCGGAAGAUGAAGUAUUACAUAUAGAGAAUGAAUCUCAACAUGGUUCAGAUUCUGAUCAUGAAGAGAACAAUUUGGAAAAGUUGUACAUGGAGAGGUUUCAUUCAUUAUCACCUAAGAGUUCUAGAUCUAAUUUAUCUAUCUCAAAUUCGAAUAGUAAUAAAAAUAAUGAAAGAAAAAGCAACAGUCCCCACAACCAUAAUGAGUUUUUUAUUUCUAAAUCAACAUCAAGUAAUGAUUGCAGACUUAGUAAUAACAUUACGCCAACUAAUCAAAGUACAAUGUUUAAUUCACAUAAAUCAAAGACAUCUAUAUCUAUUACCAGUCCCCAAUACUGUAAUCAAAAAUCAAGAAAUUCUACUCAAGAAUUGCACAUUAAUAAACUCAAUACCAUAGACCAGAUUUCCGAUACAUCAAAUGAUUCUGGUAAAUCACGUACAUCAAAAUCUCCAGUUUCCAUUAUAACAAACAGAUCUGCCAGCAGUCAUAAGCCAACAACAGUUAUACACAAAGAUUAUUUUAGAGACACAUUUAACGUUAGUCCUGAACCAACAUCCAGUAGAACCAGUGUAUCAAAAACAAAUUUAAAUCCAACUGAAAUAAAGAAACCAGAUGGCUCAAAAGAACUAAGAUUUCCUAAUGGAAAUAUAAAAUUUGUUUCAUCUGAUGGCAAAUAUAGUAAAUUUAUUUAUUACAAUGGUGACGUAAAGGAAAACUUUUAUAAUGAAGGCAGAAUUAAAUAUUUCUAUGCUGAGUCAAAGACUUAUCAUACUACACAUGCUGAUGGAUUAGAAGUUCUGGAAUUUCCUGAUGGUCAAGUUGAAAAGAGGUACAAAGACGGAUCAUCAGAGAUACAUUUGCCCAAUGGCAGUAUUCGCUAUUUUGACCCGAAAAAUGAACAUGUGCGUGAAGAAUGGCGGUUUCCCGACGGCACUGCCAUUACGGUAUCAGCUUCUGGGGAACAACGCAUUGUUUUCUCUAAUGGGCAGGUGGAAGUGCAUGCCACAGAUCAUAAGCGUCGCGAAUUUCCCGAUGGCACGGUGAAGCUGGUCUACAACGACGGUACGUCAGAAACGCGGUACGUAUCUGGUCGAGUUCGCAUCAAGGACAAACAUGGAAACCUUAUAAUGGAUUCUGUAUCCAGGUGACAGCAAACUACCACUAAAUAUGCAGACUGACUAAAAAACUGUGAUAACGCAUCUGAAAUUUGUAACUGACAUUUUCACUAUGAGCUUGUGACAAAAAAUAUCUAUAUAUUUAUUAAUUGUUUAACGGUAAUGGAGAUCAGAUUAAAGGUCACACUCACAGAAAUUAAUUAAAUUUACCUACUGAACCGUCGUCGCUUUGCUCUACUGCCGCAGUUACAUUUGGUCGUUAGUCGAUGCACGAAAGACAUAACUCGAAUGGGGGCACACGAAGCAAUAUUUACACUGGAAGACGGGCUGGAAGACGGUGUCGAAUAAGGGUGCGGCCAGAGUGCACUCAGAUUCAGAGUCAGAUUCAGAUUCUGAAAAUAAGCGCGAGAAAUAAACAGUGUAGUCUAAGCAGGUUGCCUGCUUUUUCUCGCGCUUUGUUUUCUGAGUCUGAAUCUGAAUCU